Anisakis simplex (herring worm) is the source of this 336-nucleotide messenger RNA. The record is from the annotation of a GenBank genome assembly. Lineage: Eukaryota; Metazoa; Nematoda; Chromadorea; Rhabditida; Anisakidae.
AUGUGGGAUGCUGGUAGUGGAUGGAUUUGUGUACUGAUGGUGGGGUUGGCUGCCGGUGCGGUGGCUGGAAUUAUCGAUAUUGGGGCGAGAUGGAUGAGUGAUUUGAAGGAUGGUGUAUGUGCGGAUCGUUUCUGGUUGGAUCGUGAGCACUGUUGUUGGUCAGCGAAUGAUAGCGUAUACAAAGAUGCGGAUUGUUCAGCGUGGACAUCGUGGCCGGAGAUGUUACAGUAUUAUGAUAAAAACAUUUUUUAUUACUUUUUGGAGUUGGUAUUUUAUUGUGGUUGGAGUGUGCUGAUGGCUGGAGUUACGGUGAUGUUGGUGAAGGUGAGUGUUUGA